CCCCCUCUCUCUCACACGCACAUUGUAUGUAUUCUUUCUCCCCAAAUCAAAAACCCUAAAUUUCUCUAUAAACCCUAAUUCAAUUUCAACCCCACCAUGUCAUACGAACCACGAUCACCUGAUCAAUCAGACGACAGUAGCGGCCGGCGUCUAUACAAUCCAUACCAAGAUCUCAACAUUCCGUCCAGAACGCUAUACAAACUUCCAACCUCGCCGGAAUUUCUAUUCCAAGAAGAAUCAGUCGCACAACGACGUUCAUGGGGCGAAAACCUAACCUACUAUACCGGAAUCGGUUACCUCGGCGGCUCAAUUUACGGCGGAGCAAAAGGGUUACCGUUAGCCAGAAAAGAAUUCGAACCUAGUGAUUCUAGGAAACUGAAAUUGAAUAGAAUAUUAAAUAAAUGUGGACAAAAAGGUGGUGAAUUUGGAAACAAAACUGGUGUUUUAGGUUUGUUGUAUGCAGGUAUUGAGAGUGGAAUGGUUGCUGUUCGAGAUACCGAUGAUAACGUUAACAGCGUUGUCGCUGGGCUCUGCACUGGGGCGGUUUAUAAGGCGGCGCAAGGCGUUCGGUCUGCUGCCAUUGCUGGUGCUAUUGGUGGUGUUCUUGCUGGAUUGGCUGUUUCUGGUAAACAGGUUGCAAAGAGAUAUGUUCCCAUUUGACUGAUCACUUGACGACAUUUCGCUUUUAAAUUUUGAUCAUCGUAUUUUAUGUAGUACUAAGUAGUGUUUUUACAAUAUUGUUGAGUAAUGGUAUUGUAACAAUGGAAAAAUGCAUAAUUUUGAUGAUGAUUCCCUUUAUGUUUGGUUGAUGAUGCGGUAUGUGUCAGUGCUUUGUUAUGAAUAAUUUGUUGACAUUGAUAUGCCAUAUGGGAAUUGUAUCACAUAUUUUUUUCUUAUUAA
Molecule: messenger RNA, 900 nt
Organism: Erigeron canadensis
Lineage: Eukaryota; Viridiplantae; Streptophyta; Magnoliopsida; Asterales; Asteraceae
Product: mitochondrial import inner membrane translocase subunit TIM23-2-like
Exons: 1
Coding region: 97-660 (187 amino acids)
Biological process (GO): protein import into mitochondrial matrix
Cellular component (GO): TIM23 mitochondrial import inner membrane translocase complex; mitochondrial inner membrane
Molecular function (GO): transmembrane protein transporter activity
Source: RefSeq, a predicted model, not a curated record